AUGAUUCGUGAUCGACUACGAGCAGCUCAAAGUAGAAAAAAGAGCUAUUAUGACAUUAAAAGGAAGGCUUUAGAACUUGAAAUUGGAGAUAAAGUUUUCUUGCAGGUUGCACCUAUGAAAAGAGUAAUGAGAUUUGGCAAAAAGGGUAAGUUAUGCCCUAGGUAUGCAGGGCCUUUUGAGGUCUUGGAGAGAGUGGGUGAAAUUGCAUAUAAAAUUGCCCUACCACCAGCCCUGUCAAAAAUUCAUAAUGUUUUCCAUGAUUUUAUGCUAUGGAAAUACAUUCCUGACCCUUUGCAUGUAUGGAGCUAUGAGCCUCAUCAAAUUAGAGAUGAUUUGUCAUAUGAAAAAGUUCUAGUAGAGAUUUUGGAUCGUAAGGAGCAAGUGCUAUGCAAUAGAACAAUAUCUUGGGUAAAGGUGCUUUGGAAGAAUCAUUUGGUGAAAAGGGCAUCUUGGGAGGGUGAGGAUGAUAUGUUGUCAAGAUACCCAAGCCUUUUUCAGGAUCAAUGUAUGUAA
Messenger RNA from Quercus lobata, 513 nucleotides. RefSeq lists its product as uncharacterized. NCBI's taxonomy places the organism in Eukaryota, Viridiplantae, Streptophyta, Magnoliopsida, Fagales, Fagaceae. The coding region runs from base 1 to 513 and encodes 170 amino acids. The record is from RefSeq and is a predicted model, not a curated record. The transcript has a single exon.